This is a messenger RNA of Hypoxylon fragiforme, 1339 nucleotides long. RefSeq names its product PTH2-domain-containing protein. Gene Ontology annotation, molecular function: peptidyl-tRNA hydrolase activity. Lineage: Eukaryota; Fungi; Ascomycota; Sordariomycetes; Xylariales; Hypoxylaceae. The transcript is spliced from 2 exons. Bases 201 to 968 code for a protein of 255 amino acids. Gene Ontology annotation, cellular component: mitochondrion; cytosol. The record is from RefSeq and is a predicted model, not a curated record.
CCAAAUGCUUACACAUCUACCUCGUUUAAUAUAACCCAUCCUAUAGCUACCUAGCUACCUAGCUAGCUAACUAGCUACGUAAUUCGUAUGAAACGGUGCUAGAUAAAACCAACAAAACCACCACCAAUUUUCCUCCCUACCUCCCUACCAUCAAGCAAACCCACAACCCUCAACCUCCCCUAAACCAAAAAACCCCAAAAAUGGCAGACAAACCCGGCGCCCUCGUAACGCCCACCUCCGUGCUCAUAUCCACCAGCAUCGUCGUCUUCAUAUCCGGCUUCAUGCUCGGCGUCUACUCGAUCCGGGGCUACUUCUUCGUCUCGCCCACCCUCGCCUCGGAGCGCCGCAAGUACUUCGACGACCCCCCCGAGAGCGAGGAGUCCGACGUCGACGAGGACGACACCAUCCUCGACCACGCCCCCAACUGGUCCAACGGCGUCGACGCCGACCGCCGCGACGGCCUCCGCCUCUCCAAGCCCGCGAAGAAGAAGGGCGGCAGCAAGAAGGCCAGCAAGGACGCCAGCAAUAACAAGGAGGAUGCCAAAGCCAAUGAUGAUAAUGAUGACAGGAUAGCAGAAGGGUCCGCGAACGAGGAAUGCAAGCUUGUGCUAGUCGUGCGGACAGAUCUCGGCAUGACCAAAGGCAAAAUCGCAGCCCAAUGCUCGCACGCGACCCUCGCCUGCUACAAGAAGCUCUCCCGCGCCGCCCAGCGCAACCCCAGCUCUCCCGAGGCCCGGCUCCUGCAGCGCUGGGAGCACCGGGGCCAGGCCAAGAUCGCGGUGCAGGUGAAGUCGGAGGCCGAAUUAAUCCAACUGAUGGGCAAGGCGCGCAGCCUGGGCAUCACGGCCGAGGUCAUACAGGACGCGGGCCGCACGCAGAUCGACCCGGGCAGCCUCACCGUGCUCGGCGUCGGGCCCGCGCCCAAGAGUGUCGUCGAUGGUGUCACUGGUGGGCUGAAGCUGUUGUGAUGUAGAUACUAGCUACUAGCUGGCUGGAUGUUUCAUUGGUAUACAUUUUUACUAGUAAUCAAAAGGGCGGGCAAGGCAUGAAUGAAUAAGCGACGCGGCGGAUGCUACAAAAAGGGUAUAUAGAUAGGUAGGUAGAAAAGGGCAUCAUCAUAGAGCGCGCCAGUAUUGUAAAUACCAAAUAGGCGGACAUAUUCAUUUUACAGGGAAGGCAUUAUAAAAUUGAAAAGCAUAUUCGAUUGCAGCAGGAAAUGUUUCUAGGCAACUACUAUGUAGUCAUAUCAUCUUCGAGCCGUGAGACUCUUCAGAUAUGUAAAAGUCCAGCUCUAGACCUCCAAUAACACAGAUACGCAUGAUUCCAUCACUUUGAACCU